Molecule: messenger RNA, 980 nt
Organism: Oncorhynchus gorbuscha (pink salmon)
Lineage: Eukaryota; Metazoa; Chordata; Actinopteri; Salmoniformes; Salmonidae
Exons: 6
Coding region: 8-709 (233 amino acids)
Biological process (GO): response to bacterium
Source: RefSeq, a predicted model, not a curated record
ACACAGAAUGGUACACAUACAUUUAUCAGCUCUUGUCAUCUACGGCUUGUGUCUGACCCCUGUUGUGUCUGCCUCUCCUCUGCCCUCAGUGGUAGCCCAACCUGGAGAUAAUGUCACUUUUCACUGCACGGAUGUCACUGGUGCUCCAGGACAUGUUGGCUGGUUCAAGCAAGACAACGGCUCAGAGCCUCUAUGCAUCGCGUCUAUGUACAGCUCUGAGCCAACUGUCCAACAUCACAAUGGUUUUCAGCCCAGCCAUAUGGAAAUGUUCAUCAGCCAUAGAAUAAUCUUCCUCAAAAUCACAGAGGUGGAUGAAGCUGAUUCUGGUGUUUACUGCUGUGGAAUGUUUGAUAAAUACAUCUUCUUCACCAAUGCGACUGUUCUGAAGGUCCAAGGUCACAACAUUUCCGAAAAGGACCUUACAGAGAACUGUGAAGAAGGAAUGUACCUCAUUCCAUUGGUUGUGAUCCUGGGUGUUGUAACUGCGACACUACCUGUAGUCUUCCUCAUCCUGGUCCUCAAGAUUAGACGAGACACAAAAAGACACAACACAGGAACUGAUUCUCAACGACAACCACAAUUUGAUCAGAUACAAGAUCCAGAUACAUUGAAUUAUGCCGCCCUGAAUUUCACCUCCAAGAAGAGGAAGAUGGAGAGGAGAAGAGAGAAGGAGCUGGACCCCCAUGUAGUGUAUGCUGCUACAAGAUGAUAAAGUGGAGGAGGAUGAAAGAGGAGGACAAUUGGUUGGCCAAAUCUUUGAAUAUAAGUUCAAAUCUUGCUAUAUUGUAUCUGUAUAGUUAAAUUAAAUGUAUUGAAAUCUAAAUGAAUCUCUGCAGUGUAUGAUUAAGCUAUAAGGCCUGAUGGGGUGUGUGAUAUGGCCAAUAUACCCCAGCUCAGGGCUGUUCUUACGCACGACGCAACGCGGAGUGCCUGGAUAUGGCCCUUAAACGUGGUAAAUUGGCCAUAUACCACAAUCCCCA